Molecule: messenger RNA, 1839 nt
Organism: Aspergillus affinis
Lineage: Eukaryota; Fungi; Ascomycota; Eurotiomycetes; Eurotiales; Aspergillaceae
Product: glycoside hydrolase family 43 protein
Exons: 4
Coding region: 1-1839 (612 amino acids)
Biological process (GO): carbohydrate metabolic process
Molecular function (GO): hydrolase activity, hydrolyzing O-glycosyl compounds
Source: RefSeq, a predicted model, not a curated record
AUGGACACGUUCCGCCCGUCACGUUGUAUCGCCGUCCCCACCGGAUGCUCCAGCUUCUUCGGUGCUGCUCGUGAUGCCUUUGCCCGCCGGUUUCAGCAGUCGGGAGUCUGGACGGGGCCCAUCCACGGUCGGGACUGCCCUGUUUUGCAUGAUUCAGGUCUGGAAUCAGUCCUGGGCGAUCCACAGGCACAGGCACACCUGAAACACGUGGACCUCGGCCGUCGCUGGUUGGCUCCACCGUCGCUGCAACGGUGCACCUGUGAUGUCCUCCAGGUUCAAAGCACCGGGAUUCUGUACCUUCGUCCCCCUUGUGGCACACCAGCGUCCGUGGAUGAACGUCCAGCGGGAUACGACCUCCCUCCCGUUCAGCAGCAUCGUGAGGCCGGAUGGAACGUCCGGCCUUUCAACACCAGGGCUGUGGAUUCACAACCGGGAUUUGAUCAAGUCCUAAUCAUCGACUUGGAUGACGCUACGGUCGUUCUCGUUCUAAUCUUGAACAUUCCUUAUCACGGAGAGGCUUGCAGUGACCGCAAUCAGACAGCCAAGACAACCCACGAGACCGAUAACUACAGUCCUUCAGCCUUGAACCACGAUGGAGAUACGACGGAGAGUAAAAAGCUCUACGCGAACCUCGUCGAAGAGAGGAUGGAACCCAAUGUUCCCCCGUCUCCAAGCAAUGAGACCCCUUCGACGGCCUCCUCCAACGCCAACGACAAGGCAAAUGGAGUCUCAAAGCCGUCCUUAACCUCCAAACCGGGGCUGUCACUCACUCAGAAGCUCUCCAGUACAUGGACGAGAAAGCGCACGUGGAUUCUAGUCGCCAGCCUACUGGGACUUGCGAUCAUCGUCGUCGUCAUCACCGUCCCCGUCGUGCUGCUGACAGGACGAACAUCCGAUGACCCCAGCUACGCCGAUAUGGCCAACCGUCCUCUUCUGGUCGUCGACAAUUUUCCCGACCCCGGUCUUUUCCAUGUCAACGGGACCUGGUUCGCCUAUGGCACCAAUGCAGCAAUCAACGACACGCAGGUCCCGCACGUCCCCCUGGCCACUUCCACCAACUUCAAGGACUGGACGCGCGUCGAAGCGUACGAUGCGCUGCCCACGAUCGGGAGCUGGGAAUCCAGCGUCAAUCAUUGGGCCCCAGACGUGAUUCAACGGGACGACGGGAAAUACGUGCUCUAUUACUCCGGCGAACUCAAAGACUGGCGACGCCAUCACUGCGUAGGAGCUGCCGUGUUGGAGGGCAACGAUCCUCGGGGACCAUAUAAACCCCGCCAGGAACCUCUGGUCUGCACGCCCGACCGGGGCGGCGCCAUUGACCCAUCCCCAUUUCGCGAUGAGGACGGAAAGCUCUACAUCGUCUACAAAGUCGACGGGAACAGUAUCGGGCAUGGCGGAGACUGCAACAACGGUAUCAAGCCCAUAGUACCGGUCCCAAUCAUGCUGCAGGAACUGGAAGACGACGGCGUCACGGCCAUCGGCGAGCCCGUCCAAGUCCUCACGAAUGAAAAGAGUGACGGGCCGCUGGUAGAGGCCCCGAAUCUCAUCCGGACGGAAGAGGGGGUCUAUUAUCUCUUUUUCUCCUCCCACUGCUUCACGUCGCCCCUGUACGACAUCAAAUAUGCCCAUUCGACGUCGCUAAAAGGACCAUAUACGAGGGCUUCCCGGGCGCUGCUGAAGAAGGGCGACUUUGGCCUCGAAUCCCCUGGGGGUGCCACCGUUUCCGUAGACGGGACAAGAAUGGUCUUUCAUGCCAACGGUGAGGAUAAUCGCCGAUGCAUGUAUGUCGCAGGACUCAACAUCACGGCGGACGCGCCCAUCAUACUUAGGCCGUUGUGA